CCCACGACAUAUGCCAUGAUAGCAAAACUUAGUUCGUACUUGCACGGAUUUCCAAAACAAACAAUCCAUCCAAUAAAGUCUAAAUAUUUACACACUCUCUUUGUAAUUAAAUGUUCUGUGCCCCAUAUUAAGCAAGAGCCGAUAACGUGCUAUCAAUCUCGAGGUGUGACAUUCGUUCCGGGGAUCACCGAUAACCCCAGUACUAACAUUGGUGUUGUGUGUGCCACUCACCUUCUGGUGGAUUCUUCACUCACACUCCCUCCAACACACGAGUGCCUGGCCGCUUACACGUAUGUUCACAGGAUGCUCCCGGCGUACAGCAACAACGCCUACCAGUCGGACGAGGACCCCCAUGAGCGCCACCGCAAGGACGACAGGUAUCAGAAUCCUCACGGGCGGAGGGUCUAUGAGGGAGACCGCCGUCAGAGGAGCAGACGGCGGGAGGAUUACUUCGAGGAGAGGGAAGGUCGAGGGAUUCCUAGGGAACGGGAAUCCCAAGCCAGGGGGUGGGAGGCGCCUCAGAGAAGAGAAGGCGUGGUAAUGCCUCACCGGGACCGAAAUGCUUUGGGAGGAGUGAGGUAUGACGCAAUACGCGGAGAAACACACGGAAGUCGGCACCAAAGGGAACGGGAUGAAGUUAGUGAAAGAUUUCAGCAAUAUCGGGGUUCUGAUCGCAGCCAAGCAGACAGGGAGAGAGGCCGGGAUCAAGAAGGAAACCAAGAAUUCGAGAUGCAGGAGACGAGACACAGGCCUUACAGUGCGGGUCGCGAGUCGAGAGAGCGCGAUGGGAAGGCAGCUGUGAGGAGGCGGGAGACUCCUCGACGAGACUUUUCCGUCGCGAUUGAUGAUGUUGAUGGUGGAUAUGAAGCCCAAGGUGGCUGGAGGUCGAGUCAUCAAUCUCACCCUCGUGCUUUCAGGGAGUCUGACGCCGUCGAUUCAAGGUAUGCUGACAAUCAGCACGACCACGAAUACCAAGAUGGCGGUCACGACGGGGGAGAGGGUGAUGGCCGGGCGGAGCUUCAGAACAUGCUCCCCUCUCAGCUGGACCAAAAUAAAGGAACUCUGCCCUUUCGGAGAUCACUCGGAAGAGGGACCCUCAGGAGACGGUCCACGAUCCGAAGGGAAACUAAAGAUAAUGAAAACCAGCCCACAACAGAAGAGGAAAUUCUGGAAGUGUUGCGCACACUCCGAGAGCAGUCUUGGUACAUGGCCACUCGCAGGAAGCGCCGAACGGAAUCUCUGAGAAUCCUGGAACAAAAAUACAAGAAGUGGUAUUCUGCUCGUCCAGUCACUUCCUUAGUCAUGCAGGGAAGCAGCACCGUCAGCAACAUCAUGCAGACUUUAAGUCCGUGGGGCGGAAUUCUGAAGAGGAUCGAGGGAAGGCACGGGGCGAGCGUCGUUGCUGUCUUCAACUUUCUGCGUGACAUGAUUCAGCUGAACCUCCUGUUGCUUCUCCUGUUGAUCGGCGGUAUCGUCAUCCCGUCAAGCUACUGGGUCAGUGACGAUGGCAGCGCCCAGGGGUUCUCGUGGAGCCUUAACGGCACAAGGGAUUUGUGCGCCGGGAUACAGCUAGACUCGGACAAGCAGACGUAUGACUGUAACACAAACUACACGGUCAAGAUACAACAGGAAGUAAAUAGGAGCUCACAUGAUUUCAUCAGCCUAGUGGGCGACUUUCUUCAGGGAACAGGCUUCCUCGAGUGGACCUACCUUUUCAGUGGCAGAUACCCGGCUGCCAUAGAAAGUGAGAGCUACCUUGUGAGCCUGGCCUACAUCCUCACGAUACUCGUGGUCUAUUUCAUCUCCAUCGUUUACGUGGUCUAUUUCGUUGCCAAGUUUCUGCGUCAGUCCUCUAUCUCCCAGACAGACUACGGCAUGACCUUCUCAAAGAUCGUCUUCACUGGCUGGGACUUCACGGUGAGCGAGGAAGACGCCGCAGAAAUCGAAAGGAAUCUCGUAGUGUGCGAAGUAAGGACAGCCUUUGAUGACGUCGACUACAGGAGUCAGAAAAUGAGUCUCACGAGCAGAGAUUUAAUCAAACUCUACCUAACCCGCUUUAUUAUCAAUGUGGUAACCCUUUCACUGAUCAUUGGCGGUUGGGUCGCAAUAUAUUUCAUGGUUAUUGAACAACAAAAUCAUGUGACUGGCACUGAAUUUGAAAAGUUUUUGUGGGAAUAUGCCCCAACUAUUCUGGUGUCGGUUUUCAAUUUUGUCUAUCCUCUUCUUUUUGACUUCGUGGUAAAAUUCGAACAUUACACCGGGAGACACGAACUUUUACUUACACUCGGUCGGUGCGUGUUAGUGCGGCUCACGUCAUUGGGCAUCCUCGUUAUUACUACCCUAAGUGUCAUAUCCGCCGGGGACCGAAACUGCGAAAUAGAAAACGAAUACAUUUGCUGGGAGACGCGCAUGGGGCAGCAGGUCUACUCCGUGUUGGUGCUCAACGCCAUCAUUGAUUUCGGCAUGACCUUCGUCGUUAAUGUGGCUCGGCGGGGACUCUGGAGGUUCGAUAACAAGAUCUGCAAAACGGUCGGGCGACUAGAGUUCUAUGUGCCCGGACACGUUCUGGAUGUCGUGUACGCACAGACGCUAUGUUGGAUUGGGAUUAUCUACGCGCCCCUGCUAGCUGGUGCUACUCUGAUCAAUUUCUGCUUCAUGUUCCUCCUGAAGCUGUUCACCGUCACCGUGACCUGCUUUCCGGCAAACAGAGUGUUCCGGGCCUCACGCUCCUCGGCCAUGUUUAUGACUAUUCUCUCUCUCGCCCUCCUCAUGUGCGUCGUGUCCACCGGCUUGGCUCUGCUGCUCAUCAAGCCGUCGCUGGCUUGCUCGCCCUUCAGAGGUCUCGACUACGCCUGGGAAGCCUUGACCCACUACGUCUGUCAUUUGGAAAGCUCGUCUGACAGUUGGAUCAGGGUUGUGCUGUUCACGCUGGACGACAUUGUUACAGCAGUGGUUCUUCUAGUCGUGGUGGUUCUCCUGGCAACUUAUUAUAUAUCUCUCGUUAAAGCUCGAGGCUCUCUUAUUAGAAGGCUCGAAGACAAACUCAAGGUUACAACCAAAGAGAAAAACUACCUUAUGAAACAAUACAAUCGUGUAUCACCUAGUGGCACAAGGAAUUAGUCUGUGUAUCAAGUCUGUGUUUCAGAAUUUUGCAGAUAACUUGCAUUUUCAAAGAUUAUGGGGCCUUUAUCAACUCCAAGAUGGAGUUGGCAAGCUAUGAACAUACUCAAGUGGAUUCUAUCUGACUUCUCCAAUUUGUGUUUCAUAUCACUGAUAAUAAUCAUCGAACAAAUUGGCCAUUUAUCCUAAACCUUCUUCCAAUAACUCUCAGCAAAAAAUAUUAGAGAUCAGUUGGCUGGUUCUAUCUCUCCAGUGAACUCUUUGACGCUCAUAUUUCCUAAAAAUACUGUUCUGAAUCUGUGUGUAUAUUUGAGCAAAAUAUAUAGAAAUGAAGUCACUAGUCACGUUAUUAACUGAAGUUCAGUUAAACCUAUUUUAGAAACGCUUAUGUCCAUUUAACAAUGUUUUAUUCUUUAAAAAUAAACAUGCUUUUCAUAUGUAAAUCAGAUCAAUUUUUUGUUUCUCGAUUUUUGAGAGAAAAAAAUCUGUUGCGUCAACACCCUUAACAGCUGUGUUUAUCAUUAUUAUUCUCGAAACUAACAAAAGCACAUACACAAACAAUAGCCUCUGGUAAGCACAGCCUAUAACACUUUCUAAACCAGUUGAAAGUGGUCAUAACUGUUUUCUUCACCGAUUAUCUAUGUCACACUAUACCUUUUAUUGAUAUUUACUUAGUUCGAAACU
Penaeus monodon (black tiger shrimp) is the source of this 3804-nucleotide messenger RNA. Its product is annotated as transmembrane channel-like protein 7. NCBI's taxonomy places the organism in Eukaryota, Metazoa, Arthropoda, Malacostraca, Decapoda, Penaeidae. Gene Ontology annotation, cellular component: plasma membrane. Bases 16 to 3120 code for a protein of 1034 amino acids. The transcript has 8 exons. Gene Ontology annotation, molecular function: mechanosensitive monoatomic ion channel activity. The record is from RefSeq and is a predicted model, not a curated record.